Ogataea haglerorum is the source of this 423-nucleotide messenger RNA. RefSeq lists its product as uncharacterized. Gene Ontology annotation, cellular component: Ragulator complex. Gene Ontology annotation, biological process: signal transduction. NCBI's taxonomy places the organism in Eukaryota, Fungi, Ascomycota, Pichiomycetes, Pichiales, Pichiaceae. The transcript has a single exon. The record is from RefSeq and is a predicted model, not a curated record. Bases 1 to 423 code for a protein of 140 amino acids.
AUGCUCAAUUCUAAGAACAUUUCCAACCUGUUGUCGCAGACACUAGAUCCCGUUCCAGAAAUCACCAGGUCAAAGCCCUACUCAAUCUCGCUUUUAUCGACGUCCUCCAAAAAACCACUUGUCUCAUGCUUCCAGAACACAAUCGAAGAAGAUACAAAAGGCGGUGAUAAUGAUUUCCUUAAUGCUGACAUAACGCCAUCGGACAACCUGCGAAUCAUGUCGCUUACAAGCUUGAAGGCAUGGGAGCAACGUGCAAAAUCAGAACAUAACUGGCUCGUGAUACGCUUCAAUUCGUAUUAUAUCUACCUCUACAAGAUCAACGACGAAUAUUUGGUAAUGCUUUGUUGCGAUUUACAAUAUCCAAAGGUGCUGGCCAUCAAGAAACUGGAGAAGCUGAGCGAGGCCAUGAAGGAUAAACUGUGA